AUGGCAACUCCAGGCUCAGGCUUUUGGUCCUUCGGGUCUGAAGAUGGCUCCGGGGAUCCCGAGAACCCCGGCACAGCGAGAGCCUGGUGUCAGGUGGCCCAGAAGUUCACGGGCGGCAUCGGAAACAAGCUGUGCGCCCUGCUCUACGGGGAUUCAGAGAAGCCGGCAGAGAGUGGAGGGAGCCAGCCCGCGCGGGCCACCUCCCGGAAGGCCACCUGUGCCUGUAACCAGAAGCCUUGCAGCUGCCCCAAAGCGGAUGUCAACUAUGCGUUUCUACACGCAACAGACCUGCUGCCAGCCUGUGAUGGAGAAAGGCCCACUUUGGCGUUUCUGCAAGAUGUAAUGGGCAUUUUGCUUCAGUAUGUGGUGAAAAGUUUCGACAGAUCAACCAAAGUGAUUGAUUUCCAUUACCCUAAUGAGCUCCUGCAAGAGUAUAACUGGGAAUUGGCAGACCAACCACAAAAUUUGGAGGAAAUUUUGAUGCAUUGCCAAACGACUCUAAAAUAUGCAAUAAAAACAGGGCAUCCCAGGUACUUCAAUCAACUUUCCACGGGACUGGAUAUGGUUGGAUUAGCAGCAGACUGGCUGACAUCAACAGCAAACACUAAUAUGUUCACCUAUGAAAUUGCUCCAGUAUUUGUGCUCUUGGAAUAUGUCACGCUGAAAAAAAUGAGAGAAAUCAUUGGCUGGCCUGGGGGCUCCGGCGAUGGGAUAUUUUCUCCUGGUGGCGCUAUAUCUAACAUGUAUGCCAUGCUGAUUGCACGCUUUAAGAUGUUCCCAGAAGUCAAGGAGAAAGGAAUGGCUGCUGUUCCCAGGCUCAUUGCCUUCACAUCCGAGCAUAGUCAUUUUUCUCUCAAGAAGGGAGCUGCAGCUCUGGGGAUUGGAACAGACAGCGUGAUUCUGAUUAAAUGCGAUGAGAGAGGGAAAAUGAUCCCAUCUGAUCUUGAAAGAAGGAUCCUUGAAGCCAAACAGAAAGGAUUUGUUCCUUUCCUUGUGAGUGCCACAGCUGGGACCACUGUGUAUGGAGCAUUUGACCCCCUCUUGGCGGUCGCUGACAUUUGCAAAAAGUACAAGAUCUGGAUGCAUGUGGAUGCAGCUUGGGGUGGGGGAUUACUGAUGUCCCGGAAACACAAGUGGAAACUGAGCGGCGUGGAGAGGGCCAACUCUGUGACAUGGAACCCACACAAGAUGAUGGGCGUCCCCUUACAGUGCUCUGCUCUCCUGGUUAGAGAAGAGGGGUUGAUGCAGAGUUGCAACCAGAUGCAUGCUUCCUACCUUUUCCAGCAAGAUAAACACUACGACCUGUCCUACGACACUGGAGACAAGGCCUUACAGUGCGGACGCCAUGUCGAUGUUUUUAAAUUAUGGCUAAUGUGGAGGGCAAAGGGCACCACUGGGUUUGAAGCACAUAUUGAUAAGUGCUUGGAGCUGGCAGAAUAUUUAUACAAUAUCAUAAAAAACCGAGAAGGAUAUGAAAUGGUGUUUGAUGGAAAGCCUCAGCACACAAAUGUCUGCUUCUGGUACGUGCCUCCGAGUUUGCGUGUCCUGGAAGACAAUGAAGAGAGAAUGAGCCGCCUCUCAAAGGUGGCCCCAGUGAUUAAAGCCAGAAUGAUGGAGUAUGGGACCACAAUGGUCAGCUAUCAGCCCUUGGGAGACAAGGUCAAUUUCUUCCGCAUGGUCAUCUCAAAUCCCGCAGCAACUCACCAAGACAUUGACUUCCUGAUUGAAGAAAUAGAACGCCUUGGACAAGAUUUAUAA
Molecule: messenger RNA, 1758 nt
Organism: Puma concolor (puma)
Lineage: Eukaryota; Metazoa; Chordata; Mammalia; Carnivora; Felidae
Gene: GAD2
Product: glutamate decarboxylase 2
Biological process (GO): GABA shunt; GABA biosynthetic process
Cellular component (GO): cytoplasm
Molecular function (GO): pyridoxal phosphate binding; glutamate decarboxylase activity
Source: RefSeq, a predicted model, not a curated record